GGGCUGUCCUGAUUGAAUAGAGCUGGGAGGAAAUCUCACUGGGAGAUUGUCUGACUGUGUCCUGUUCUGCAACAAAGGAGGAGAAGUGGGAACACAAUGAAUCUGGAAAAACUCAGCAAACCGGAACUGCUGAAACUGCUGAGCAUCCUCGAAGGGGAACUCGAAGCAAGAGACCUUGUGAUUGAAGCAAUAAAGGCUCAGCAUAAAGAUCGAUUUAUCGAGGAACGUUAUGGGAAAUUCAAUAUCAGUGACCCCAUGCUUGCACUGCAGAGGGAUUAUGAGAUACUAAAGGAAGAAAAUCAUGGCCAGAAGCCUCCAGUCUGUUCCAACCCUCUGUACAUCCUGAAGGAGGUGAUGAAGCAGUGCAAGAAUAUGCAGGAGAGGAUGCUGGGUCAGCUGGCAGCAGCAGAAAGCAGACACAGGAAGGUUAUUCUGGACCUGGAAGAAGAACGAAGAAGACAUGCACAGGAUGCAGCCGAUGGAGAUGAUGUCACCUACAUGCUGGAGAAGGAGAGGGAAAGACUUGCACAGCAGUUGGAAUUUGAGAAGUCACAAGUGAAGAAACUUGAAAAAGAACAGAAGAAAAUUUCUACCCAGUUGGAGGAAGAGAAGUCUCAACACAAGCACCUGUCCACCAUGUUAAUGAAAGAAUACACAAAGGCAACAAACAGAGCAAUGGAAGAAGGCCAAAAAGUAGAGGAUGUCAGCCUGAAGCUGGAGAAGGUAAAAAGCAGAGUGACCCAACUGGAGGAAGAGCUUGCUCUGGAGAAGAAACGUAGCCUUCAGAUGGAAGCCCAGGUGGAGAAGCAACUUUCAGAAUUUGAUAUAGAGAGAGAGCAGUUGAAAGCCAAACUGAACCGUGAAGAAAAUCGCACCAAAACUCUAAAGGAUGAGUUAGAAUCAUUGAAGAGACUUGUGGAGGAGCUGAAAUCUGCUUGCCCUACUAGUGAACCUCUUGCUAAGAUCAAUCCAGAGAUGAUAUCCAUCAGUGUAACAACAGAAAAGCCUGAAGUUAUAUCUGUGGCUUGCCAAACAGAAGGCAUCCAGCAAGAGAAAAAUAAUGUGGAUUGUUCCACAAAAGCUCACAACUCCUUGCCAACCACAUCUAAGAUUCCCCAGCCAUAUUCCAAAAUAAACGGACACUGUAAUACAAGUGCACAGAGUAGUGAGCACAUUUUAAAGUUAAAUGUAGGGGAAAAUCAGAAAGAGAAGCUAGCAGGGCAAGACAGCUCGUCUGAAAAUGGAAGUUCACCUGUCAGAGUUGAAUCUCCACUACAUAUGAUAACACACAUUCCAUCUAGUGGUGCUUCCUCUUCACCCAGCAGUACAGCAGCCUCCUCAUUAACUUCCUCUCCAUGCUCUUCUCCAGUGCUGUCCAGGAGAUUGAUUGGUGCCACAGCCAGCAGCCCUGGUUAUCAAUCAUCAUACCAAGUAGGCAUAAACCAACGUUUUCACGCAGCUCGCCACAAGUUUCAGUCUCAGGCUGAGCAUGACCAGCAUGUUUCUGGCCUACAAAGCCCUCCUUCCAGGGAUUUGUCACCAACAUUGGCAGAUAACUUGGCAGCAAAACAACUUGCCCGUAAUACUGUCACUCAAGUUCUGUCUCGUUUCACCAGUCAGCAAACUUCUAGCAAAUCUGUGCCUCCCAAUAGUUCCCCCUUUGGCACAGACUACAGAACCCUUGCAAAUACCUCCAGCCAGAAGAACGAUGGAAGUCACUCUCCAAACCCCAUUAAAGUCUCCAGCCCUCUCAGCCCUGUUUCUCCUGGGAUCAAAUCUCCUACUAUAUCUAGAGUAGAAAGAGGAAACCCCCCACCCAUCCCUCCAAAGAAACCAGGGCUAGCCCAGUCCCCAGCCUCACCAAUACCACCAGCCAAAGCUCUCAAUCAACCUUUGGGUACUUCAGUGGACAUAUCCAGUAGUUACUGUUCAAACAAUGGUUCCCUUACAAAUGGGAAAGAGAUUGAAAUAAUGAUGCCAUCUGGUAGCUAGUGAUACACCAGCAUUUUGUAGCUGCAUUUCAAGACUAAAGCAUACAGCUGAAACAGUCUUUUCCAUGCCUAGAUACUUUACACAGUUAAGGUGAUCAAACAUACAUGUUAUUUAUUUUGGUAGUAGAGAAAAUUGUGUAAUAUUUGUAUUUUAUAUAUUCUUUGCCUUCUUUAAUCGAAGUGUAUUUUUUUUUUUUCUCUGCAACCGUUUCCUCUAACCAUUCAGUUAACUCUGAAUAUAAUAUUCAGUCUUCAUGUGUAGAGACGCAAUAGGCAUUGAGUUACUCUCCAUGUAAACACUGAUAUGCAUGCAAGGGCCAAUAUAAAAGUGAUUGAGAGGUAGAAUGCAAACGUGUAAGGAACCUGCCAAUAAUGUGUAGGAUUUUCGGUGUCAAGGUUAGAGGUUAUUUUGUGUUGACUCCCAAAAUCUAUGGAACCAUCUAUCAAGCAGUUCUGAUUGCUGCUUUAAAAAUGGCUUAUUUUGUGUGUCCACUUGCUUGGUUCAUGAAAAUUUAUAUUUUUUUCAUUUAUAAUGUGCAGUAUUGACAUUUUGGAAGUUAUUAAGAUGUGCACAAUUUGUCUAAAAUGAGACAUACAGGUGGGUUAAACAACUAGUGAAACAUAUAGUACAUAGAUAUGACAGUUAUCUGCUAUGCUCAUUCUAAAAGGAAAGGACAAUGUUAUGUCUGCACUUGAAAAAAAUGUAUGACAAUGUUGCAUUGUAACAUAAUUACUCUAGAAUUUAUGCUUUCAAGCAUGUCCUGUCUAACUCUUGCGCUAUUAGAGUCCACUUAUUUUAUUUAUGUCUAAUAUUAAGCACAGAUCAAAAGUGUUACAUUGCACUUUGAGGGAAAUCUUAUUGCAAUCUGAGAUCUGGAGUGAGCUAUUGAUGAUGUUUAAAAACUUUACAUCUUUUUCUUAUGCAUUAUUUUUAAAAGGGACGAACACAGUAAGUGAUUUUCUCUCCAUUACUGUUCUACUCAAUCUGUCAGCACCAGUUUAAUUAUAAUGAAUGUGGUCCAGUCACUGUCCACUAGGUGACUUUGUUGACUCACAUGUAAACAGCAAAAUUCACUCCAUACUAUCACUGGUUGGAAGUGUGAGAUGCACAUAUUAUAUGUACAUUGUUUCCAAAUUGCCUCGCUCUUAGACAAAAACAACCUCUAAAACCUUUUAACGUUGGGAUAACAGAGUUUGACAUGCAUCUUAGUUUUAUUAUCUAGUCUUCUGCCUAGAUGGGACCUUCUAAUCCAGUUGAAGCUCAUCUAAUCAGGCCAAUCAAGUUACAAAGGUAAAAGGUAGGCCGACUCCUGGACUGUAAACUUUGUUGUUGCUUUUUUACUAGAUUUCCUUAUAUAAGGAUCUCUGUGAAUAAUGAAGUUUGGGAAGAAAUGGGCUUUGUUGUCACCAUGUAAAGUGCAAAGUAAUGGAGGCGGGUUAUACAUUUUUGAAUGACUUAAACGAUUGGAUGGACCAUUUAUCUGUCUAUACCUGACAGCCAUGUUUAAAGCACAAUAAAUUUAAAUGGUAGUUAAUAGAAAUGUUUCAUGACAAGCCAGGCAUGUGUUGCUCUGUGAAAAGUUACUUUGUCUAUUGGCACAUCCAGUCAUGGGAGUAUUUAAAGGCGGUACAAUUUAUUCUCCCCCUGCGAUUUUUGUAUCAUCUGUGCAAUAUCCAGUACCUGAUGUAAGUUAAUUUCUUUUUUUUAAAGUGCCUUAAAAAAAUAGCAAUGGUUCUUAUGAACCAUUUUAUGAUGAAUUUGUAACCGAAUCAAAGUUAGAAACAGUGAGCAAUGCAUUUUCUUUUACUUUCAAAAGUAGCUCUUUGUUUUUAUUAGCUAGAAAGUGUAUAUCGGAUGUGGAGACAUAUUGUAAAUAAAAAUGAGCACUAAGUUAACUCUUAUAUAGAUGAUGAAUGAUCAUACGCAAAAUGAACUCUUAAGUACUGAAAAUGGGUUUUGAAAUGGAAAAAAGACCGUACUAGUUUUACCCAGCUAAAUAGCAACAUUAUUCCAGUGGUGCAUAUGCUUGUCAUCACGUAGUUGCAUUUGUGUCACACCUACUUUGUAUCAGUAUUUUCCACUCUCCAGACAUGCAGUAUCACAUGACUUAUAAGGGGUCUGAAAUUUACUUGCCAAAGGACCUCAUAUUCAUGUAAAUUGUCGUUCUUUAUAAAAUGUCUUCUGCCCCCUAGUGGUAGAGAUGUGAGACAGCACUCCAGAAUUGGUAGUAACAAGACUAAAGCUUGUAUAUUACUGUUUGAAAACAGAUCUAGCAGCACUAUCAUAUAAUAUUGGGCUUAAUGCACUGAUUACAUUACUGCUUUAAUUAUUUCUCAAAUAUUUCAUACUUCUUACAUUCCUUCAUUAAUAAUUCAAUGUGAAGAUAGAUUAAAGGAACAAUAUUGUUGUACACAAUUAUAAAGCAUUGUUAAAUUAUGAACAAAAUUUAGAAAUGACAUUGAAUUAGCAUCAGGAUCCCCAGAGGUUUCAUGGUCAUGUGACCAUAAUAAAUCAUUCCUCCAGUAAUUGGGAUUGCAAUAUUAAAUGCGCAUUUUAGCUCACUCUGAGCUAUUAGAGGAAUCUUGUUUGACUAACAAGCAUAGUAUCCAUGCUAUACUGGUAACAGUUACAAAACUUUGAUGGAAUCCACAAUGUCUAAUUAUAUUUUAAAUGUGUUGGGCAACGAGUUUUACACUAGAAGUUUGUCACACACAAAAAACAACAAAGGGGUUGAAAGAGAAGCAGGCCAGUUCUCUUUUUUUGCACUUAUUCUUCAUUAUAGCUUACUAUAUCUAAAUAAUUUUAGCGCCACCGUAUUCCCAUCUAAAGGGUAUUUUUAUACCAUUAAAAUUAAUAUUAUGGAGUGGUAGUAAAAAUAUGAUGUUAAAAAUGAGGUUAUGAUUUUAGUCCCAUAAAUAACUCUACAUCAUGUGAAUCCAGUAAUGUCUUACUAAAUCAUAAAGAGGGAGUACAUGUUACAUCUUUGGCUGGUUUGAUAUUUUAAGAACAUUCUAUUGUAUUGGAUUAAUUAGUAUCUUGCAUUCCAUUAAAAUACACUCAAAUUGAAAAAGGGAAUUUGUUUAAAGUAUCAAUGUAGGUGUAGAUAGUUCUCAUAAAUACAUGCAGAUCAUACAAUAUUGGACUGAGUACAGCAGUUCAUUAUACAGAUAUAUAUUUUUCACAACCUCAUUCAUAUAUUACAAGGCAUUGUUAAAUAUGUGUAGCAAAACUUAAUUUUUUUAAGUUGACUCAAAAAUAUUAAAUACACCCUCUAUCCUAAAACAAAAGUUCCUUAAAGAGAAAAUACUGUUAUAUAAUUUUAUUUUGUUUUUUAAAUAUUUUUUUAUUGCUAUUGUUGCUUUUCAUGAUAGUCUUUGCUAACAUUUACAUAUACAAACCAAAAUAUUGAAUAGAUAUAAAUGUGUGUGUAUAUAUAUGAACAUAUCUAUAUAUGAAUAUAGGAAUAUGAUAAUGUAUAUAUAUUUGUUAGAAAAUGCACUAUUAGGUAAUAGCUUGAUUUCAUUUGUGAUUGAGACAUUGAGAAGAAAGUAAGUUUUGUUUUUCCCUUUUAUUAGAAGUAAUACAUUUUUUAGUCAAGGAGAAUAAUAUUACUUCUCAUAUAUACUAUUAAAAGACUACAUUACAGUGUUUUGUGUCUAUAUGGUAUUUUUUUGUGUGUGUAUAAAUACUUUCAACUCAAAUGUAUGCAAAUAAAAACCUUUUUUUUUUUUUUUAAUGAUGUAUGAACAUUCAGAUAUUGAUAUUUUAUUUGUUUAAAACUCUGCAUCACUCCUUGAAGGAAUAGUCUAGUCAAAAUUAAAGGGACAGUCAACAUCAGAAUUUGUGUUGUUUAAAAAGAUAGAUAAUCCCUUUAUUACCCAUUCCCCAGUUUUGCAUAACCAACACAGUUAUAAUAAUACACGUUUUACCUCUGCAAUUACCUUGUAUCUAAGCCUCUGCAAACUGCCCCCUUAUUUCAGUUCUUUUGACAGACUUGCAUUUUAGCCAAUCAGUGCUCACUCCUAGGAGCUUCACGUGCUUGAACUCAAUGUUAUCUAUUUGAAACACAUGAACUAACGCCUCUAGUGGUAAAACAUUUUCAAAAUGCUUUCAGAUUAGAGGCGGCCUUCAAGGUCUAAGAAAUUAGCAUAUGAAACUCCUAGGUUUAGCUUUCAACUAAGAAUACCAAGAGAACAAAGCAAAAUUGGUGAUAAAAGUAAAUUGGAAAGUUGUUUAAAAUUGCAUGCCCUAUUUAAAUGACAAAAUAUUUUUUUUAACUUGACUGUCCCUUUAAACUUUCAUGAUUCAGAAAGAGCAUGCAAUUUUAAGCAACUUUCUCAUUUACUCCUAUUAUCAAUUUUUCUUUGUUCUCUUGGUAUCUUUAUUUGAAUGUAAGCUUAUGAGCCGGCCCAUUUUUGUUUCAGCUCCUAGGUAGCGCUCGCUGAAGAAAAAUUAGAAGGUUGCUUAAAAUUGCAUGCUCUAUAUAAAUCAUGAAAGUUUAAUUUUGACUAGACUAUUCCUUUAAUAUUGUAAUUAAGCAAGACAGAAGUUGCUAGUUAUGCCAUAUCACAAUGAUCAAAAUAUAAGGGACCAUUUUCAAUAAUAAGUAUUUGAUUAAAUAGGGUGGUACAAAAUAAUUUGAAAAACAAAAUAAUUAGAAAAACAUAAAACUAUUUCCCCCCAAAAAAUAAUUAAUUUGAAGAAUGGCUUUGAAUUUGAAAACAGAGUAUUGCACUGUGUUAAUCCUUGUAAAACGAAAAUACUAUUUGAAUUGAGACUGAUCUUACAUGCUGAAGCAUUAAAUAAGGGGUAGACUUUUUGAGAAUGUGUGCCCAAAUUGAUGAUGAUCCUAAAAAUCUCCUGAGUGCCCAUGGUAUAAUUUGAAAUUUUUUAAAGGACAUUAAAGAAAUAUUCAAAUUAAUUUCUUUUAAAUCCAUAAUAUAUAUCAACAGUUAAAGCUUAUUUUGCUGAUUUGUAGCUCAAAUUCAUAAGAAAAUCAUUUAUUUAAAUCUCCAGUUACCAAGCAGUAUAGUUGUAGGUAGGGAUGGGCAAAUGUUUUGCAACAUUCAAAAAAUUAAACUAAUUUUCAACACAUCAGUUUGUUCAUUUAGAAUUUUUAAUGUUUGUACAACAUUCUAAAAUUUGUUAAAUGUAAUAGUAUUUCUAAUGCUAUCUUUAAUUGUAAUAUUCUAUUCAUUUUUUUCUAAUAAUUUAAUUUAAAUUAUGCAAUAUUUAAAUUUGAAAAAUUUAAAUCAACCUAUUUGUAUCUAUUAUGUAUAAUAUUUUUCUAAAUUUCCUACUGCAUGAACUAUUGAACUUCGGAAUAGUAUUUGUUAAAUCAAAUGUUACCUUUACAAUUUUGACUGUGGAUGUUUGAUCUAAUUAUGAACAUUCGAAAACCGAAAAUAACAUUUGAUUACAGAAUUUUAAUGGAUUUUCCUUCUUAUCAACAUUCGAUUCUCCAAAACGUAUGUCCGUAGGACUAUUCGUUCUACCAAACGAAUUGUACUUUCACCACAUUCGCCCAUCCCUAGUUGUAGGCCAGAAGCAGAGGACUAGAAAAUAUAUAAUGAGGAGUGGAUAAAUGAACCACAACUAAAUCACAGGUUAAAUAAGUUUAUCCAAAAAUAAAUAAGAUAACCUUAUAAAAACUUAUGCUAAUCAUUCCAAUGUAAAAUUUAUAUAAAAUUAUUUUUGUAUUUUUCUGUACCUUGUAUCAAAGUAAAAAGACCAUAGCAGAACACUAUUAAAUAAAGUACAAACUGAAUAUUUCCAGUGAGCUUACUCACAUUUUAUUGUCUUUGUUUAUUUUUAUAAAAUGAAAUAACAUUAUCACAUUUAUUUUUGGAUACAUUUAUUAUGAGGGCCACCUUGGACACUUAUGCCAUAGUUUAACUUUCCCCGCAUUAAUUAUUUGCAUAAAUUCAUCUAAAUCAUACCUAUGCCAAUGGAGCAAUCGGUUAUUGAUCAGUUGCAUAAUCAAAUAUGGACUCUCUCUGCAGAAAAGGGAAUAUUGGACAGCGCACAAAAGAAAAUGAUCAACCAGGGAUUCCAGCAACAUACUAAGAAUGAGAGUGAUAUUCAAAUUGUCUAUAUGAAAAAUCUGUAAUGUGGAACUGAAGAUAUGUCCAGAUGUUUGUUUAAUGUCUAUAAAAAUAGUGUAUGGAGAAUCUAUUUACUCUUGCCUAGAAAAAAAAAUGUAAUACAUGGCUUUGACUGGUGUUCUGUUUGUGGAAAACAAUCCCUAGUGAAAAUGGAUGAUCUACCUUGAGUCAUUCUGACGCAAUUGAUGACUCCAGACUAGUCAUCAGAAACCACCCUGAAGUAUGCCCACAGGCCAAAAUAUUUAAAUGAGAUGACUAGAGUCAUUCACUGGCUGUUCAUGCUGGUGAAGUAAUCAGCUAAUCAUUCUGAAGUCAUUGUCCAGAUUUUUUUACCUUAGCUGAUGACUUUACAAGCCUGAUAUUGUCUGAUGAUGUGCAAAUGACUUUUAAAGUAGUUUGAUUAUCAACAAAUGACUCCAGGAUGGUCUGUUUGUCUUGGGAAUGAUUCUCCAAACAUAUACAAUGUUAAAUUUGAGUUUCAUAUGAAGCUAUGAUAUUUUGGUAGUAUUUAUGCAAAAGAACAACGCUUCUAUGACCUAGUGCACAAAAGUACUGCCAAUGUGAUACACAGGGUUGAUUUUUAUGGGUUUUAUGAGGUGCAAAUGCAGCUUCAUGCAUUGGCAUUAUAUGCCAUUGUAAUUAUGAUAAACAAUUACUAAUGUAUUUUGCACCAUAAUAUACUAAUUUUGCUACUUUGAUUGUAAUGAAAGGAAUAUGUCAAGUGCCUUUUAUAUUGGCCAAGAUGUAAAUAUAACACUAUUAGAAAAGUACAGAAUUGUUUUAGCAAUAUGUAAAAGGCUACUAAAUAAAGAUUCUUUUCUUUUUAUCUCA
Molecule: messenger RNA, 8927 nt
Organism: Bombina bombina (fire-bellied toad)
Lineage: Eukaryota; Metazoa; Chordata; Amphibia; Anura; Bombinatoridae
Gene: CTTNBP2NL
Product: CTTNBP2 N-terminal like
Exons: 5
Coding region: 97-1992 (631 amino acids)
Source: RefSeq, a predicted model, not a curated record